This is a messenger RNA of Oncorhynchus keta (chum salmon), 2915 nucleotides long. RefSeq names its product histone-lysine N-methyltransferase SUV39H1-like. Gene Ontology annotation, cellular component: nucleus. Lineage: Eukaryota; Metazoa; Chordata; Actinopteri; Salmoniformes; Salmonidae. The record is from RefSeq and is a predicted model, not a curated record. Bases 109 to 1347 code for a protein of 412 amino acids. Gene Ontology annotation, molecular function: zinc ion binding; protein binding; histone H3K9 methyltransferase activity. The transcript is spliced from 6 exons.
UCAACAGCAUAGAACAGCUGCUUCCUCGAAAGAAUUUCCCCCAAUCGAAGGGUUGUUCAAUUUUGGCGGCGCAGUAAACAUGGCGGAAGAGUUGGAAGCUAGCUAAACAUGGUGGCUACAAUUGCAGGUUGUAGCGUAUCCUGCAAGCUGUCUUUGGACGAUCUGCAGGCUGUCUGCCGCAGGGAAAGACUUCAUUGUAAACAGCUACGGGUGAACAAGCAUAACAUCGAUGACUAUGAGGUUGAGUACCUCUGUGACUACAAGAAGUCUAAGGAGCAGGAGUCCUACCUGGUUAAAUGGAAGGGCUACCCCGAGUCGAGCAACACCUGGGAGCCCCGCAAAAACCUCAAGUGCAGGAAGCUAAUGAUGCAGUUCCACGAGGACAUGGAGCACGAGCUGAGGCAGAAGAAGAGACGCACCACCUGCCCCAAGCGGCUGGACAAGGACGUGGCCUGGACCCUGGUGCAGAAAGCCAAGCUCCGCAAGAGGCUCCAGUGCUGGGAAGCCGACCUGAACAAGACUCGUAACCACCCGGGGCGCAUCUUUGUCCUGAACGAGGUGGACCUGGACGGUCCGCCCAGGGACUUUACCUACAUCACUAACUAUAAGGUGGGCGAGGGCAUCGUGCUCAACGAGAUGGCCGUCGGCUGUGAGUGUAAGGACUGCUUUAGUGAUCCGGUCGGCGGCUGCUGCCCCGGGGCCUCCCUCCACCGCCUGGCCUACACUGACAAGGGCCAGGUGCGAGUGCGGGCUGGGGAGCCCAUCUAUGAGUGUAACGCCCGCUGUAGCUGCGGGCCUGACUGCUCCAACCGCUUGGUCCAGAAGGGCAUUCAGUUCGACCUGUGCAUCUUCAAGACUGGGAAUGGCCGAGGCUGGGGCGUGCGUGCACUACAGCACAUCAAAAAGAACACCUUUGUCAUGGAGUAUGUUGGAGAGAUCAUCACAUCGGAUGAGGCGGAGAAGAGAGGACACCUGUAUGACCGGCAAGGCGCCACCUACCUGUUUGACCUGGACUACGUGGAGGACGUUUAUACAGUGGAUGCCGCUAACCAUGGCAACAUCUCCCACUUUGUCAACCACAGUUGCAACCCCAACCUGCAAGUAUACAAUGUGUUUAUAGACAACCUGGAUGAGAGGCUCCCGAGGAUAGCGUUAUUUUCAACACGCUCCAUCAGGGCAGGAGAAGAGCUCACUUUUGACUACAAGAUGCAAAUUGAUCCAGUUGAUGCAGAGAGCACAAGGAUGGACUCAAAUUUCAGUUUAGCGGGACUCCCAAGCUCUCCCAAAAAGCGGAUUCGGGUGGAGUGCAGGUGUGGAUCUGACACAUGUCGAAAGUAUCUCUUCUGAUAUAGAUUGGAAGCGGAACGUCAAAGCUAGAACAGACACAUCAUAUAUUUUGGGGAAUUCUGAAAGUUGUACAGCGUUUACAUGACUUUAUAUUUGUCUACUUUUAUUUUACUUUCAUUAACUUUUAAGCCACAUUGGCGCAUGGGUGAUAUCAAAACUGGUAUGUUUGGAGACAUAAAAAAUAAAUCACCAUAUCUAGUAUGUUGGUAAAUGAUUUUAGUGAAACAAUGAACAAUAUGAUCUACAUUCACAAAUCUGCGUUUUUAAGAAUUUCUUCAGAGAUUAUACACUGCGUGUACAAAACAUUAACAACACCUGCUCUUUCCAUGACUGACCUGGUAAAAGCUAUGAUCCCUUAUUCGUGUCAAUUGUUAAAUCCACUACAAUCAGUGUAGAUUAAGGGGAGGAGACUGGUUAAAGAAAUACUUUUUUAAGCCUUGAAACAAUUGAGACGUGUUUGUGUGCCAUUCAGAGGAUGAAUGGGCAGGACAAAAUAUUUAAGUGCCUUUGAACGGGGUAUGGUAGUAGCUGCCAGUGUUUUAUGCGAAACAGUUUCCUCUGUAUAUCAAGAAUGGUCCACCACACAAAGGACACCCAGCAAACUUGACACAACGGUGGGAAGCAAUGGAGUCAACAUGGGCCAUCAUCCCUGUGGAACGUGUUUGACAUCUUGUAAGAGUCCCUGCCCCGACGAAUUGAGGGGUGCAACUCAAUAUUAGGAAUGUUCUUAAUGUUUUGUUCACUCAGUGUAUAUCUGUUGUCAGUUUGUCAAUUUUCUCAAUGUUUGAGAUUUCAAUAGUUUGUAGGCUGUGUGUACACUGGCAGACAAUUGGGCAAAAGAUCAGAAUUAGACUGCCUGUGUAAAAGCAGCCAUUGAGCUUCAAGCCCUGUUGGUGGAAAGUCAUGUAAUUAAGAGGUGUACUUAUACUUUUUAUACUAAUAUGCUUUCAGUUGCACUUACAAUUACCGGUAAGUGCAGUUCUUCCACACUUCUUGCAAGUAGUGCUGUAUAUUCUUGUCUUAAAAUAAGGUAUGAAUUAGUUUACCCCCCAACUGUCCCGGUGCUUGUUGGUUUUCAAUCUGCCUGCUUUUUCUUAAAUGUGAAUGAUUCCAUUCCGACGCUCCCAUUUUAUUGUCCUGCAAUUCACGGCAAGCAAGCAGUACCAUGAAUCCACUCUCCAUGCUUUUAACCUAUUUUUGUGUGAAACAGUUGGGAAAUAUCCUUUGUGUAGUUAGUCAUUUUACUUUUCAUGUAGCUCUGAUAGCCAAAGUAAACACAGUUAUGUUUUUUUCACGUAACAUUAUUACAUACAAUGUUUUUGCUGGCUGCAAACCUUCACAUUUUAAGUAAAUGUUUUAAUCAGAUGUAUUGUUCUGGAAAAUGUAAUGAAAAUUUACCUGACGCAAAAUGUAGUUGUACUAAAAUUAAUUUUAGUACAACCACGACACCACUAGAUGGUGUAACUGCAUUCCUAUGACUUCAGAUCAUCAACUGAAAAUGUACACUUUCCUUUUAUACUUGUCCUGACGUUAUGGCUGCGUUUAUAAAAUAAAGUCCAAUGCUGAUA